Penicillium daleae is the source of this 1185-nucleotide messenger RNA. RefSeq lists its product as uncharacterized. The record is from RefSeq and is a predicted model, not a curated record. The coding region runs from base 1 to 1185 and encodes 394 amino acids. The transcript is spliced from 3 exons. NCBI's taxonomy places the organism in Eukaryota, Fungi, Ascomycota, Eurotiomycetes, Eurotiales, Aspergillaceae.
AUGUGGCACGGAAUAUGUGCGGUCGUUUUGGCCGCUGGACUUGGUGUUCAAGCAACCUUCGUUCAUCCUGGGAUUAUCUUCACCUCGGAUCACAUUGAGACCAUAAGAGAAAAUGCUCUAUCGGGGAAUGAACCAUGGGCAUCGUCAUAUGCCGCCCUCGUGUCCAAUACGCGGUCCUCUUCUUCCUACGUUGUUGAAGGGGGCGGUGCAAUAAUUGGGGAAAACUCUGGCAAUGAUACCAUCGACGCCUGGACCACUGCAUGGGUGAAUGAUUGUUAUGCUGCUUGGUUAAACAGCUUGAGAUAUGUUAUUGAUCUUGAUGAUGCGCAUGCCAUCACCGUCGCCGGAAUUGCCGAUGCUUGGUCCGGCAACCUGACCGGGGUACUGGCAAAUAACAACUUGCCGACUGCCCUCAACGGCCGACAAUUAGUCAAUGCUGCUGAACUUGUAUAUUAUACCCGCGGAUCUUGGCCGUCGGGCUCCUCUAAAUACGCAAGACUGCAAGCCAUGGUUAGCAAUGUCCUGGUGCCGAACAAAGACCCCAUUGCCAAUCCUCCGACUCAACCUGUCGUGGGCGGCAACCAGGCAGCUUUAAGUCACAUCGCAGGCAUGGAGUUUGCCAUAUUUACCAACAAUGUCACGGGAUUCCAAGCGGAGUUGGACAUUCUUUUGCUACCCAAAACUGCAUGUGUCGGAUAUGAUGGUUCGGGCUUUCAGGCUUUGAUACAAAACAAGACCGGCCAGUGCGCCGAAGCAGGCCGGGAUCAGGGCCACUCCGCUGACGAGGUGGGAUGGUUAGAAGAAGGUGCACGCGUGGCAGCUAACCAAGGCUAUACAUCUCUAUUCGAUCUCGAAAGCCAGGAUGGCCUCGGGACCCCUCUCUUGAUGCUCGGCCUCGAAUAUUACUUCAAGUACAACACAGGCUCGGAUGUCCCGUUCGACACCACUUGGGGACCUUGCUGCUGUGGAACGAUCCUUUAUGACCAGAUUUCGAACAAAUCUCGGAGCACCGCCUAUCCGAUAGGAGAGAUCGCCUACAACUACUACAUCACUGAGGGUACUGGCAAGUACUCCAUGCCAUACACUAAAAUGUGGUUGGAGACGAAUCGACCCUUGGACACCUCCACAAACCUUAGAGAUUUCCUGGUCUAUCCUACUCUCACAUGGGCGGAUUCCGUCGUUUGA